Molecule: messenger RNA, 1740 nt
Organism: Penicillium verhagenii
Lineage: Eukaryota; Fungi; Ascomycota; Eurotiomycetes; Eurotiales; Aspergillaceae
Product: putative AMP-binding domain protein
Exons: 5
Coding region: 1-1740 (579 amino acids)
Source: RefSeq, a predicted model, not a curated record
AUGUCUGGCGUCAAAUCUCGACUUUCGAGUCUGCUCGCUCAUCUUUCGCCGACAACCUCGGCUCCGUUUGAGCAUAACUUCAACCGGCAUACCCUUUCACCGACUUUCUUUCUCCCUAGAGCUGCGGCUAUCGAACCUGAUGCGGAAGCGAUCUACCAUGUGACAGUUGAUAACCGGAUUCUUCGCCGAACCUACAAAGAGACUGCAGCUCGGGCAUGUGGUCUCGCAUAUUAUCUGAAGAAGAAUGGGUUCCAAAGAGUUGGAAUUCUUUCUCCCAAUACACCGGCUUUCUUGGAAUCUAUCUUCGCAAUUGCGGCCGCGGGCGCGGUCAAUGUCGCCGUCAACUAUAGGCUCAAACAAGACGAUAUUGCUUAUAUAUUUGAACAUGGAGACGUGGAUAUGAUCAUCGUGGACAAGGAGUUUGAGCCCCUGCUUGCAACUUAUCGGUCACAACAUCCCAAUGUUCCGUUACUUGUCGAUGAUGAUAAGUUCAGUAAGCCCUGGGAGCUGAUCGGUAACGGAAAAUUUGGUGCUGCUAUCCAAGAAGGAUGGAAAUACGACGAGGAAAGUGAACAGCGAGGAUGGGAGGGGCUAGAGAGCCAGGCUGCCGACGAAGAUUCUGUUGUUGCACUUGCUUAUACCAGUGGAACAACUGCUCGGCCCAAAGGAGUGGAAUUCACUCAUAGAGGCUGUUAUCUAGCAACAUUGGCCAAUGUGGUCGAGUCGGGUCUGAACUUCGAUGCUGGACGGGCUAAAUAUCUAUGGACGUUGCCCAUGUUCCACGCGAUGGGAUGGACAUUCCCAUGGGCAGUGACUGCCGUUCGUGGAACCCACUACUGUCUCCGUAAAAUUGACUACCCUGAGAUCUGGAGAAUGCUAAAGGAGGAGCAAAUCACUCACUUCAAUGCCGCACCGACUGUCAAUACACUCCUUUGUAAUGCCAAAGAAGCAGAAAAGUUGUCUCAUCCUGUGCGCGUCACAGUCGCCGCAAGCCCACCAACGGCGCAUCUGUUUGAGCAAAUGACGGACCUCAAUCUUCAUCCGGUCCACGUUUAUGGUAUGACUGAGACUUAUGGACCGAUCACCAAGGGCUAUUUCUUACCCCAGUGGAACCAAAUCCCCGUCAAAGAGAAAUAUCAGAAAAUGGCACGACAGGGUCACGGUUUCCUAACAAGUCUUCCGGUGCGGGUGAUAAAAACUGAUGUAUCCGAGGGAACGAUCAUCGAUGUCGAGCACGAUGGCAAGGAGAUCGGCGAGAUCGUGUUUGUGGGCAACAUCUGUGCCCGGGGUUACUACAAAGAUUCCGAGGCUACCCGUAAACUGUUUGCGGGUGGCGUAUUGCAUUCUGGGGAUCUUGCUGUGUGGCACUCGGAUGGUGCCAUUCAAAUUCUCGACCGUGCCAAGGAUAUCAUUAUCAGUGGUGGUGAGAACAUUUCUUCUGUUGCUCUUGAAUCGAUGCUGGUCACUCACCCUGAUAUCCUUGAGGCGGGUGUGGUCUCAGUCCCGGAUAGCCAUUGGGGUGAACGGCCACAGGCCUUUAUCACUGUGAAGCCAGGGAAGAAUCUGGAAGGCCAAGAUGUGAUUAGCUGGGCUCGAAACUCAAGUGAUAUUAGUAAAUUCAUGAUCCCACGGGAGGUGGUGGUCGUGGCCGAGUUGCCCAAGACCAGCACAGGCAAGAUCCGUAAAAAUGUGCUGCGAGAGUGGGUGAAGGGGUCUGAGAGAAGUAAAACCUCAAGAUGA